Rhineura floridana is the source of this 7320-nucleotide messenger RNA. It is a transcript of the gene URB2, whose product is annotated as URB2 ribosome biogenesis homolog. Gene Ontology annotation, cellular component: nucleolus. The coding region runs from base 721 to 5343 and encodes 1540 amino acids. Lineage: Eukaryota; Metazoa; Chordata; Lepidosauria; Squamata; Rhineuridae. The record is from RefSeq and is a predicted model, not a curated record. The transcript is spliced from 10 exons. Gene Ontology annotation, biological process: ribosome biogenesis.
UCGUCCCGCCGCUCCACCCGCCCGGGAAAAGGAGCUGCUGCUGUUGCUGCAUGCCAAAGGGAGGGGGGGAGAGAAAGAGAGGCACUCACUAGAGCAUCGCAGGCAAGGAGGAGGAAGAGAGAGAGGGACGCUGCGUAUGCGUGUGUGACUUCUAGUGCAGGCACGAGACGAAAUUCCUGGACUCGCGCCGUCAGUCACUGAGCCCAGUGGCGCGAGACGCCGCCGCUAAUGUUAGUACUGCUCCAGCCACUCGUGCGGACCCCGGCGCGCGCGCGUGCAGCCACUUCUCGUUACUGGGUCUUCGGCCAACAAGACAGACUUGGACGUCCCGGGCUGCAAGCGCUGGUAUUGCUUCUGUUUUGACUAGUGCUGCCACCGCGGCUCGAAGCAGCCACUCCAUGACUGACGGCACUGACACAGAGAAGGAGGAGAGCGAGGCCGGGGAGGAAGGCGACCGCGCAGGCGCAGCCUGCCAGCCAAUGAGAAGGCUGACCCUCUCGACAUUCGGCUAGAAAUGUCUGCGGAUCUCUUUCUCUUCCUUCCACCCCCGCUCCUCCAACUCGCUGGUUCGGGUGAAGGUGACGCCGGAGAAGGGAAAAGAAAAUGAGGAUGUGCCGGAAGAAGAAGCACGUGCGCGGAGGGACCGGGAAAGGGGGCGAGGCCGGAGCAAGAGUGUGGAGCUGUGAAUGAGAGGCGUCGUCGUCGCCGCAUAUUAUCUCCAUGGCUGCAAUUUACUCUGGCAUUCAUCGGAAGUUAAAAAGUACAAAGACACCAUGGGAAGACAAACUCAAGCUGGCUCAGUUUGCAUGGAUUUCUCAUCAAUGCUUUCUUCCAAACAAAGAACAAGUCUUGCUGGAUUGGGUGUGCCAUACCCUGGUUUCAUGUUACAACAAUAAACUUGAAUUGCCAGAUGAUGUUAUUGAGAAGCUUUGGAUAUACCUGGACAACAUCCUUCAUAGCAGGAGACUACAGAGUUUCUUCAAGGAUGGGAAGACAAUCACCCUACGUUUUUCAAUUGCACAGGUCAUAAAUGAAAAACUUUCUGUUUCUUACACUCAAAAAACCUUGAGGAACAUUGGCACAGUUCUAAGUUGUUGUAGUGGCAUCCUUUCUAUGCCUCCUCUGUCAAUAGUCUACACUGCAAAAUUUGAGCUCCUGGUGGAUCUUCUAAGUAAGUUGUCCUGGUUAGCAUGUUGGCAGUUGUCGUCAGAAGAUGCUGUGUCCUCUCAGUUGUUCGAAGUCCUCAUUUUGAGCUUCAGGCAGUGCCUCCUGAUUCAGAGGCAGCAAGUGAACGCCAAUCGUGUCUUUGGACAAGUGACCAAACAUCUGCUGCAGCCAUGCCUGCUCCUGAGACAUUUGCUCACAGCCAGCGUGUGGACACACACAGAUGGUGUCCGCAUACGUCAGCAUCUGAACAAGGAGAUCCGAAAUAGCAUAGAGACUUUGCUGACAGCUGGUGUUUUUCAGCCAGAACUCUUGUCCUCCUACAGUGAAGAGUUGUUGGCUGAGAAGGAUCCCCACACAAUAAAGAAAAGGGGCUUGAAAAAUCUCCUGCAGCCAGCCAGCACAAUCCAGACUAGAUUAAAAGAUGCUAGUUUUUGUCAACCGGCCCUUCAUGGGAAAGUGGUAGCAAACUCAGUGCCUCUGCUCUUUAAGCACUUCCUAGAGUCUUAUAAUAAGGCAGAAAACCAUCUUCUGUGUUUUCACAUGCUCACCAGACUUGUUGGCUGCCUAAGGAUUUCCUGCCUGCAAGGGGAUCUUUGGAACAAGCAGCUUUCUCCAUCAGACUGGAUCACAGAGCUUCUUGCAGUGGAGCAGCUUCUGAACUCAGUGCUGAGUAGCGGCAUCUAUAAUGUUGCUGCUGAUAGGAUUCGGCAUAAGGAGGUCCAGUUUCACUUUUAUCGCCAGUUGGCACAAAUGUUGGUGAGUCAUUCUCAGGCUGCCAUACCUGCAUGGUUUAGGUGUCUCAAGGUCUUGAUCUCAUUAAAUCAUUUGAUUGUGGAGCCUGACUUGGAUGACUUGAUAGCCUCAGCUUGGAUUGAUGCAGAAGUCUCUGAGCUGCGUACAAAAAAGGCUCAGGAGGCUCUCUUGGCUGCUGUCUUCCACACUUAUGCCAAGUUGCGGCAGUUCCAAAAACUCUUUGAAGAAGUUCUGUCUGUCAUCUGCCGCCCUGCUGCAGAAGAAUUGAGACGCCCAAUUCUGCCUGUAGGCAUCAGGGCCAAGCUCUGUGAGUGCCUUCUGGAUCUUCCGCCCAAUCAGAUACUGGACAUUGUGUCGCUCAUAUUGGAGAAAUAUCAGACUUUCAUUAUUCCUGAUGUCAGAGGUGAUUCUGACGUGGCCUUGAAACUCCAGUCCAUGAGUACGUUGCUGCACUCUGUUCUGUUCCAUAUGAGGAGCUUAGAUGAUUCCACCCCGUUGCCUGUUGUGCGUCGAACUCAGAGUCUGUUGGAGACAAUGCAGAGAGAGGUAAUCCAAGCUUUGUUCGACCUGCUGAAGGAUUGCCAGGCAGAAGAAACAGAGCUGGAGCUUUGGACAGAGAAAGUUGGUGACUCGGCUCUCCUCCUCGCUUGCACCUGGGUAGCGGUUGAUACUCUUUUCCAUUUAAAUUGCCGACAGUAUGCCUCCCCAUUAGCCAAAACAGUCUUUGCUGUUCCUGAUUCCACUGUAGACAACUGGGACUUCUCAGCUGUCCUCUCUGGUUUGGAUGCACCAUGCUGGGAGAAGAUUACUAAGCUUCUAAGUUGUUCUUGCUCAGGGAGUAGAUAUUGCACAGAAUGGCUGGUGCUUCAGACAAUGAAGAAGAUGUUGAUGCAUGUCAGCUCUCAGACAGAAUCAUUGCAUCAAGCUUUGCAGUGUGCUGGAGCUUUUAUCCUUCAGUCUGGAAGAUCUUCCAUGAAUGGAGAGGAGCCUGAACCCUGGGAUGGAAAUGCAGGCACCAUAACUAGUUUCACUUACCCUACUGCACAUUGGCACCUUGUAGUCUCCAAUCUUCCAGUCCUGGCUCCCUAUCUUUCCAUGAAUGAUACUUUGUAUGUUGCAGGCGUGCUCUUAAAGAUACUGUUGGCGAACCAAACACAGGCAGCUCCUGAUGAUGAUGAUGAUGAUUCCUUAAUCACAGUAGGAAAGCUGUCUAGAGAUUUGCUGCUUGGUCCUCUUCUUCCAGAAAUGCAGGUGCUGCACUCUUCUUUCCUAAGCCACAUAGUUCAACAUUGUGCUAGCAUUGUUGCCAGUCAGCCUGUUCAACAGUUGUCUGCAGAAGAUAUCCCAUGGUGUGAAUUUGACCCUUCUGAUCGUGUUGCCAGCAUAGGACCUAGCAAUGAAGGUCCUAUGUUUGUGUGCUGGACAGCAAUGGAGAAAGUUGCUCAGAAUAUACUAUCAUUAGUGAAAGGGAGAUUUUGGGUUACCUUGGAAGAAGAGCAUAUCAAAAGGCUUUUGGAUUUACUAGAGAUAAUUUCAGCAUUGCAUCUGGACAGCCUCUUUCCUUUGGAUCACACACGGUGCUUCCUUUUGCUGUUCUCUUUGGCUGUCAAUACCACGGCAAACAUUGCUUGCAGCGGGGCCACCUUAUCUUUGCAGUUCACGACAACCUGCUUCCACCUCCUAGCAUGCCUGCAGACUGGCAGAAAUGCAAAUUCGUCCUUCAAAGUUUUCCAUGCCAGUGAUGUUCUCGAAGCUGUCCUAACCUCCAUGUUUGUAGCGUGCAAGACAAUAGCCAAUGUUUGGGUGGCUGGUCCUUGGGACAGAUUUCUUCAUGGGACCCAAAUAUUUUUGGAACGCUAUCUUCAGGUGAUACUUGAAAGGAGGCAAAGUGUGAAACUGAAUCUGGAAAAAUUCAUGUCUUUCCUAGCAACUUGCAAGCCGUGUGCAGCCAGUAAUAAACACUCUGAGAAUUGGAGCCCUGCAGCUGACCAGAUCCUGUUAGUGGCACUAACUGCACAGUGUCACGUUCUGACUUUGUACUUGCAGCAGCAGCAGCAGCGUGAAAACCGGCAGGCUUCAGGAAUCCUGCCUAUUUUGCUGGAACAGGCAGUGCUGCAGACAGGAGCAGCGAUCCAGCUCUGCAUUAGGAACAGCACAAAAGACCAGCCCUUGCCUUUAGCAUUCAUACCGUGCAUUACUACCCUUCUGAAAGCAGAUUUGUCUUGUGCACAUUCAGUGGGCCUUGUGACUGGGGAGAAUGUGCAAAGAAGCCCUCCGAAGCCAAGUAAAUGCCAGCAGCUUUCUCACAGUGAAUUGUACCAAAGUUUUUAUGUUCAGAUAUUGAGAGAACUUGACUUGGCUAAUGGCAAUGUCCAGUUCCUUCACUCAGCAUUGCAGUACAUAACUCUAUUCUGUUCAACGCCAGAAUUGUAUCCUGCACAACCAACGUCGGUUGCUGCAUUUCACUCCAUCAGAAAACUACUUGCAGGUCCUGGAGUCACAGUCCAAGUGAUUCAAGAACUAGAAGUCCAGCUGACAGAACUGAUGGCCCAGCUGGUGGCUAAUUGUACGACUGAUGAUUUCUAUGCCAUGUUGAGGAUGGUGCUUGAGGGAUUAGAUGUUUGCAACAUUUGGAAACAAAAUCAUGAAGAAGUGUUGUCAGCGGUUACUCUAGUCAAAGUGCUACUUGGCUGCCCUUUAAGUGGAGAGAAAGAGAAAGCUUUCUGGCUUUCCAGUCCACAGAUAAUCACUGCUUUAGUUAUGCAAACGAAAGAGGCUUCUCAAGAUCCGGUGCUGAUUCCCACCCUCAUUGUACCUAUCCUGGAGACGCUGGCAGUCCUUCUAAGGCAAGGAGAAGGGAUUCUCUCCAAUCCUCAUCAUGUUGCACUUGUAUUCAGCAUUCUUCUGACUGUCCCUCUUGACCCAAGGGUCUAUGGUAACAUCUUCUUGGGAAUUCAUGAAGUUCUCUUUUCCAUAUUGCAGUGUCACCCUAAGGUGAUGCUUAAAGCAGCUGCAUCUUUCCUGAACAGUUUCCACAGACUGGUUAUUUCAGCUAUGCAUGAGGGGAGACAGAAAGGAGACAGAGGGACCACAGAUGAAUUUGAAGUUGUACUGAAGUGUGUCCACUUGGUGGAGCGGAUGUAUACUUACAUUGCUGCAAAAACUAAAGAGUUCACUAUGUUAUCUCCCUUCAUUGUGGCCCAGUAUGUAAUUGAACUGCAGAAGGUAACGUUGCACCCAGCUGUCAAGAAACAUCUAACUGAGGGGAUUUAUCACAUCCUAGAUCUUUGUUUGGAACGCGAUAUCAAAUUUUUAAAUGUAUCUCUACCAGUGGGAGUGAGAGAAGUUUUCAAGGAACUGUAUCAUGAUUACACUCACUACCACAAAGCUCUAAAACAAGGGGAUGAAAAGUACACAGCAUGAUCAGUCCUACCUGUUGCUUUGCCACCAAUUGUCUACCUAUUGCUUUGAAAUGUCACAGAGGACCCUCUUUCCAGGUGAUGAGUACUUGCUGUUCUUAAGAUUUGUGUAUAUAGUAUCUGAAAUCCAGAGGCUGUGUGCAUCUAGACAGGUGCAUGUAGGAAUUUACCCUCUGCAUAGGUGACUGGCAAACAGGCUCUCCUGUUUGCAAGGAGAUUUAAACAAAGAAGUUAUGUUUAAAAUGUUUGUGCAGGGCAAGGAGAGAGACUAGUUCCAUGAAGACAAAGUCUAUUUGAUAUUCUUUGCUCAGAUUUGGCUAUCCAUUUCCUGAUGAUGGAGUCUGAGGUCUUGGCGGUCUUCCUUUUGCCUGCACAAUAAAGGAUAAAGAGUCAGAACAUUCAAGAGACAAUGUGUAUUUGUUGUAGACGAUAGUCAUAUAGAAAAUGUAUGAGGGAAAUAUUUUUGGUUUAUUUAUUUUUAUAUUGAGACCCCAAAGACUUGCUCUGUAACUAUUUUUUAAUUUAAUUAAUUCAUUAACCUGAAAAUUCUUAAUUUUUUUAAAAAAUGAGUCACAGCUGUUCCAUUCACUGAACACUUGGUCUUUAAUAGAAAUAAUGUUAAUAUUUCUGAUAUACUGCAGCAUGCAAGCACUUUUGCCACUGGUCUGUGGUGAGUAGCAGCUGAUGAACAGAGGGCUGCUCACACUGUUGUGCCUAGGAACAAAGGAACUUAGCUCCAUGGUGGUUGCUCCUUCAGAAUCUUACCUUAAAGCAAAGGAGGGAAGUCUGUGGUCUUCCAUAUGAUGUCAUUGGACUCUAGCUCCCACCAUCACUGACCAUCGGCCAUGCUGGACUGGCUUAAACUGGUGGGAGUUGGAGUCCAACAUAAUCCAGAAGGCCACAGUUUCCCCAUCCCUGCUUUAAAAGGGUAGCCUGGGAGAGGUCAGGGGCAGCUGAAGGAAGAGUGGAACAAGGGUCGCUAACAGUUGCCUGAAUAUUUAUUUGCCACAUUUAUAUUCUGCUGUACUGUAUUUUGACUGUACAACCUUUAGGUUGGGUAAACUGAGAAAUAGUGAAUGGCCCAGGAUCACCCAGGAAGCUUCUUAGGCAAGUAGAAAUUUGAACCAAGUGCACCACAUUCAUCUAUCACCUAGCUCUCAUUUAUGAAGCUAUUCUUAAUCAGCUUUAAGAAAUAUUUGUGGAAUGUUGCCUUAUUUGUAGUUUCUUCUGUCUUCUUGUGACUGUGUCAUGAAAUCACAACAGUUUGUGGUUUCAUGACCUUGUCAAUGAAACUCAAAACAAGCGAUGGUUACAUGACCUCUCACACCAGAUGUGAUAGCAAAAUAAAAGUUGGGUAACACAUCGGGUGCAGAGCUUUGCAGGGGCAUCCUUCAUGAAAAGGAGGAUGGGGGUGGGCAAAAGAAGGAAUGUAAGUGAUUGGUCAGACCCUGAGCGAAUAAGAUCCAUCCACUGAAUCUUUCUAACAAUGUUCUGCUAGGAAAGAAAUCCAUCCCACUGAACAUCCAGUUGCUAGGUGUAGCCAGCCUGGAAAAUCCUUUACCUAAAAGAAAAUUCAGCUUUAAUUAAACCUUUAUGGUGCUGUUUACCUUUCGUUGUGAGUUUGGGCAGGGAAUAGCCAGGAGAGGGCCAGAAUGGUUGCAGAUGUUCAGUAAUAGUGGCAAAUUUGUCAGGCACAUCUUCUUUUAGUGAAAUUAAGCUAAUGGCCCAGGAAGAUGAGCAGAUGGUUAAAGAAGAUGACCCAAUGAAAGAUGUGAGUGAGGAAAGCGAUAGAAAUGUUUUAGGAGACCAUUUUUUGAGUGAGCCACAGGGAGAGAGCAAGCUCUGGAAAGUGGGAGCUGCCACUAUCUGAAGAUCUGGUAUGGAACAGUGGCUGUGGCUUCUUGCAGGAGUGCUUUCACUGUUGUGUCUCCACCUAUGCUCAACCUGUAUAUUUGUAAAUAAACUCAAAUAUUGCCAAAUA